AUGAUCAAGUGUAGAGAAGUGCUCAACGCUUUCUCAAAUUUCGUACCACAGGUAAAAAUUCCCAGAAAACCCGAGCCAUGGGCCAUUGGUUCAGAUCGUUAUUUCGUUGCCGAGGUAGGAACAAAAACAAGCCAUUCCAACAAAAACGUGAUCCAAGUUGGGGACGAAGUUAUUCAACAAUUUGCAAGUCGCUGCAAUAAGGGAGAAGUCAUAGUCAAUCUUUCCUGCGCUGUAUUUUGUGAACCUUUCUGGUUGGUACAUUGCACCUUUCAAACUGAAGAAAGCGCCAUUUACAUGCAGUAUGUAAGAAAAAGGAAAGAAAACGAGCACUAUCGAACGCGUUACUAUUUCACAGCUUAG
Molecule: messenger RNA, 360 nt
Organism: Cylicocyclus nassatus
Lineage: Eukaryota; Metazoa; Nematoda; Chromadorea; Rhabditida; Strongylidae
Source: the annotation of a GenBank genome assembly